Eucalyptus grandis is the source of this 375-nucleotide messenger RNA. RefSeq names its product glutathione S-transferase U5. The record is from RefSeq and is a predicted model, not a curated record. NCBI's taxonomy places the organism in Eukaryota, Viridiplantae, Streptophyta, Magnoliopsida, Myrtales, Myrtaceae. Gene Ontology annotation, biological process: glutathione metabolic process. Gene Ontology annotation, molecular function: glutathione transferase activity. The transcript is spliced from 2 exons. The coding region runs from base 1 to 375 and encodes 124 amino acids. Gene Ontology annotation, cellular component: cytoplasm.
AUGGAAGAUCUGAAGCUUCAUGGCGCAUGGACAAGCCCGUACGGUCAAUAUGUGUUAUGGGCUCUGAAGCUCGAGGGAAUUCCAUUCGAGUACAUAGAGGAGCAUCUCUCCAACAAGAGUGACUUGCUGUUGCAGUACAAUCCGGUGCACAAUAAGAUUCCUGUGCUUGUCAAUGGUGGAAGACCCAUUUGUGAGUCCACGGUUAUCAUCGAAUUCCUUGAAGAGAAGUGGCCACAACAUCCUCCAAUGCCAAGUCACACUCAGGGGAGAGCCAUGGCAUGGUUCUGUGCCAAAUUAGCCCAAGAAAAGGUUCUUGGGUGGUCAAACAUUACCUGUCGCGGCAAAAGUAUCACGUCGUCUGUCUCCUUCAUCUAA